AUGACAGGAGUAAUGGUCCGUCCAUCAUUGAACAUCGGAUUGGAACACUUAGCCUCAUCGACAGACCCCAAGAAAUGGCCUCAUCUAAGGGACCUAUCAAUGCUUAAGCUGGAUGUUAAUGAAGUUCAUCUACUCAUUGGACAAGACACCCCAGACCUUAUGUUUCCAGAGGACACCCGAAGAGGAAGGCCAGGGGAUCCAUAUGCUUGUCUAACCGCCUUAGGCUGGGUCAUGAAUGGUCCUAUAAGCCAAGGCAAACCAAACACUCUCAUCUCAUCGAACUUUUUAAAUGCUGAACCAGAACUGAACAUUGAGCAAACACUGAGCAUUGAGCAGCAACUAGAGAACCUUUGGAAGCUAGAAGAUGAUGAUUGUGAUGCCAGUCUAGGCUUGUCUAGCAGUGACCGGAAAGCUUUGAAUAUCUGGAAUCAAUCUGUGGAGCUUAUUGAUCACCACUACACAAUGGACAUCCCAUWUAAARAAAGACCACCUGAUUUACCGGACAAUAGACUUGUGGCCGAGCGACGACUGCACCUUCUCGACAAAAGACUACAGAGGAAACCAGACAAGUGCAGGCUUGUUUACGACUGUUCUGCUAAAUAUCGAGUAUCGCUAAAAGACAAGGUGCAUCAAGGUCCUGUUAUGACMAAUAGCCUGGUUGGCGUGCUGCUUCGAUUCAGGCAAGAGCCUAUUGCCUUCAUGGCAGACAUUCAAGGCAUUUUUAAUCAGGUGCAUGUGAGUGAGGACGACCGGGACGCCCUUCGAUUUUUGUGGUGGCAAGAUGAUGACCCAACUAAGACUCCAUUGGUGUUCCGGAUGACAACCCAUCUCUUCGGGGGAGUGUGGUCACCCAGUUGUGCCAAUUUYGCCUUAAAGAAGUGUGCGCAAGACAAUGUAAUGGACUUUCAUCCUAGCACGAUCUCAACGGUGGAUAAAAAUUUCUAUGUGGAUGACUGUUUAAAAUCUGUCGCCACCAUUGAGGAGGCAGUAACUCAARUUGAAGAGUUGCGAGAGCUGCUGUCAAGAGGCGGUUUCAACCUUACAAAAUGGAUCAGCAAUUCAAGAGAAGUUCUUCGCACUGUACCAGAAGUCGAGUGGUCAAAGGAAGUCAAGACACUUGAKUUGGAAGGAGAMMUGUUGCCAGCAGAAAGAACCCUCGGUGUCUUGUGGAAGGUAKAGUCUGACACUUACGGAUUUGAUGUUCAUCSAGAAGAAAGGCCACUUACUCGUCGUGGACUUCUUAGUACGGUCAGCUCUGUGUAUGACCCGCUUGGGUUUGUGAGCCCAUUCGUACUGAAAGCGAAGAUUCUAUUUCAAGAACUUUGCAGAAUCAAAUCUGGCUGGGACGACCMCAUGCCAGCAGAGAUAAAGGAGCAGUGGUGUCGUUGGCUACAGGAUCUYCCCCUCAUUCAGAACUUGGCUGUUCCUCGUUGUCUGAAGCCUAAGGGUUUUGAAACAGCUUCCGCCGAACUUCACCAUUUCAGAACGGGCAUAUGGUGCUGUGUCAUAUCUAAGGAUGAUUGA
Exaiptasia diaphana is the source of this 1524-nucleotide messenger RNA. RefSeq lists its product as uncharacterized. The record is from RefSeq and is a predicted model, not a curated record. The transcript has 2 exons. The coding region runs from base 1 to 1524 and encodes 507 amino acids. NCBI's taxonomy places the organism in Eukaryota, Metazoa, Cnidaria, Anthozoa, Actiniaria, Aiptasiidae.